AUGAUGGGCGUUGUAAUGAUCGCCGAUUUUGUCCUGGUUGGCUUAUUGGACAAGAUCUGGUCGCCGUUGACCCAGGAACAGCAAAACUCGAUCAAGGAGCACAAACUUUCCGACACAAGUGAAGCUGUUGCACGCAGCUGUGUAUAUUUGGACGUGUCAACCGCCAACAACCCCGCAAUUCAUACGAAGGAAUGGAGAACAAAUUCAUGGGACCGUUCGAUUCAAGAAGCUAGGUAA
Molecule: messenger RNA, 237 nt
Organism: Paracoccidioides brasiliensis Pb18
Exons: 1
Coding region: 1-237 (78 amino acids)
Source: RefSeq, a predicted model, not a curated record